CUUAAUAUUAAAAGCAUUUUUAAAAAAAAGCUUAGGAGCACAAAUCUACAGCCAAUUAUCAAUGCAAGAAUGUCAAGCUUGCUCCACACAAGUUCCAUAAAUCCUCAUAUUCACAUUCCCCUCGUUAAAUUCAUUCAAAACAAACUCAAGAAAUUGAAAUGAUGUGAAAGAAAAGAGCUAAAAUCGAGUUAAUAAAUCAAAUUUUAUAGUUUUUAAUUAUUAUGUUGAGUGUCGUCUCAAGAAUUGGCACACGUAACUAUCUGAAAAGCUUUAAUAUAUACUUGCAUCACAACCAGAUAGCUAAAAAUUCAUUAAGACAUACAGCAGUACAAAAUUUUGAUAAAAAUAUUUCAAGAUUUCUGUCUUACACAAUGGCCCAUGCAUGUUCAGCCAGAGAAGAUCACCGCAAACAUAAAGGCGUGAACCGACUGAUUGAUGAAAAGUCACCAUAUCUAUUACAGCAUGCUCAUAAUCCAGUAAAUUGGUUCCCUUGGUGCGAUGAGGCAUUAGAGCUUGCAAAGAAAGAAAAUAAAUUAAUUUUUCUAUCAAUUGGAUAUUCUACAUGUCAUUGGUGUCAUGUUAUGGAGAAAGAAUCAUUUGAAGAUAUAGAAACGGCAAAAAUAAUGAAUGAAAAGUUUAUAAACAUAAAAGUUGAUCGAGAAGAAAGGCCAGAGAUUGAUAAGUUGUAUAUGACAUUCAUAUUGUUGAUUAAUGGAACUGGAGGUUGGCCUUUAUCAAUUUUCCUAACGCCUGAUCUAUCGCCAAUUACUGGCGGCACUUAUUUCCCAAAUACAGAUCGUUGGGGAAUGCCAGGCUUUAAGACAAUUCUUACAAAAGUAGCAAAUAAAUGGGAAACGUCACGUGAAGAUUUAACUGAAACAGGCUUAUCAGUCAUUGAAGCAAUUAGGAAAAGUACAAUGCAAAAACGAGCAGAUGGUGAUCAUGAUGAUCACACAAUGUCAGUCGAAGAUAAAUUCUAUCAAGCAAUAAAAAUUUACAAGAAAGCAUUCGAUCAUGAGUAUGGAGGAACGAGUGGAUCUCCAAAGUUUCCAGAAGUAUCGAAAAUAAACUUCCUAUUCCAUGCAUUUGUGCAAACAAAAGACAAUGAGUUGCUUGAACUUGCAUUAAAUACUCUCGAUAAGAUCGCUAAUGGUGGAAUUCAUGAUCAUGUAUUUGGUGGAUUUUCAAGGUAUAGCGUCGAUGUGAAAUGGCAUGUUCCACAUUUCGAAAAAAUGCUCUAUGAUCAAGCUCAGCUGUUGAUGGCAUAUUCUAAUGCAUAUAAAAUUACAAAGAAACAGAAAUACUUGGAUAUUAUACAUAAGACUUUUAGGUAUCUGCUCAAAGACUUAUCUCACUCGUCUGGUGGAUUUUUCUCGGGCGAAGACGCUGACUCAUAUCCAACGAGCGACUCAAAAGAAAAACUUGAAGGUGCUUUUUAUGUCUGGUCAUACGACGAGAUUGAAAAUCUAUUCAAAGAGAAUCAUGACAAAUUUAAAGAGUUUGAAAGUCUCAAGCCAUUCGAUAUUUAUUGUUAUCAUUAUGACAUUAAAGAGCAUGGAAACGUUGAGCCUGUAUCUGAUCCACACGGCAAUUUAAUAGACAAAAAUGUGCUGUUUGUGAAUGGCUCGCUACGUGACACUGCAGAAAAGUUUGGAACAAAUCCCGAUACAAUCGCUGCUUUAUUAGAGGCAGGAAAUGAUAUAUUGCAUGCUGAGCGCAACAAACGUCCACGACCUCAUCUUGAUCGUAAAAUAUUAACAUCAUGGAAUGGAUUAUUGUUGAUUGGUCUAAGUAAAAUUGCAUGUAUUAGCGAGAAUACCAGACGAGAUGAAUAUUUAGAAGUAGGAAAGAAAUUGAUUAAUUUUAUCAAGACAUACUUAUACGAUAAUGAUAAGAAGAAGUUACUUCGAGUGUGCUAUGGCGAGAAUGGUGAAACUGAACCAACGAUAGGAUCAAAACCAAUUUAUGGAUAUCUUGAUGAUUAUGCGUUCCUUAUAAAAGGCUUAAUCUACUUUUAUGUUGCAACUUUGGAUGUCUCUUACUUAAGAUGGGCUAAAGAAUUGCAGGAUUUACAAGAUGAAUACUUUUGGGAUAGUCAAAAUGGUGGAUACUUUUAUUCGGAAGCAUCACAAUCGGACGUGGUCGUGAGAAUGAAGGAAGAUCAUGACGGAGCAGAGCCAGCAGGCAACAGUGUCAGCAUUAGCAACUUAGUCUUACUAGGUGCUUAUUUUGAGGAUCAAAAUUUGAAAGAAAGGACAACAGCAAUUUGUAAUUAUUUCUCAAAUGUCUCAAAUAUGGGAUAUUCAUUGCCAGAAAUGUUAAGUUCAUUGCUAUUGAUUGAAAUUGGGCUACACAUGCUUGUUGUUGUUGGUCCAGAUGGUGAAAAAACUCGUGAACUAGUCGAUGUAGCAAGCGAUUAUUAUGUUCCUGGGCUCCUCUGCAUCUUGCUUCCAAUCGAUCGUCCACAUGACGUAACAAGAAAGUCAGCUGCUUCAUUCAAAAUGAUAAGGAAUCUUCCAACAGCUUAUUGCUGUCAUAAUAAAAGGUGCACGCUUCCAAUGACUGAUGCUAAAUUAAUUCACGAAGAAUUUGCGUCAAAAUAUUUGUACAUAGAUGAAUCUAACGUUGAUAAGAAAGAUUAAUGCUCUAAUUUUUUUGUUUACUUCCUCUUAUUAAGUCUAAUAUGUGAUACGUUACGAAAAAUGAAGAAAAUUAGUGACUUGUAGAAAAUACUGGGGGUCCUCGAUUUGAGU
Molecule: messenger RNA, 2753 nt
Organism: Chironomus riparius
Lineage: Eukaryota; Metazoa; Arthropoda; Insecta; Diptera; Chironomidae
Source: the annotation of a GenBank genome assembly